ACAAAAUGACAACAAAACUGCCUAUAUCAUCUGUUCCAAGAAAAAAAAAAUUAAACGACACAUAAAAAUUGUCUAUGGUUCACGGCUGCUGACGGAUCAUGUUUUGAAGUGGGCAAAAAUUGAAUGUGUUAUUUUUGUGAUGAGUGUUCGUGUUAAUUGUAAGAAUGCCAAUACAGGCGCCGCAGUGGACGGACUACCUCAACUGUCCGGUGUGCUGCCGCGAGUUCGGCGCGCCUCCCCGUAGCCCCAUCAGCCUCGGCUGCGGGCACACCCUGUGCAGGCAUUGCCUCAAGCACCUGCACAGGAAACAAUGCCCUUUCGACCAGACUGUGAUCCAGGUGGAAGCGGAGGAGUUGGUGGUAAACACGGCGCUGCUCCAACUAGCGGGGUACACGCCGCCAGCGCAGCCCUACCACCCGCCGUGCAUCCAGGCGCUGCCGGACCACGACCGGCAGGCCUACGACGCGAUCGUGCGGUGCCUGGAGCACCUGGCCGUCUUCCUCAAGUACUGCGGGAAUGGUGAGUGA
Ostrinia furnacalis (Asian corn borer) is the source of this 527-nucleotide messenger RNA. RefSeq names its product roquin-1-like. Gene Ontology annotation, cellular component: cytoplasmic stress granule. NCBI's taxonomy places the organism in Eukaryota, Metazoa, Arthropoda, Insecta, Lepidoptera, Crambidae. The record is from RefSeq and is a predicted model, not a curated record. Gene Ontology annotation, molecular function: ubiquitin protein ligase activity; double-stranded RNA binding; RNA stem-loop binding. Bases 165 to 527 code for a protein of 120 amino acids. Gene Ontology annotation, biological process: nuclear-transcribed mRNA catabolic process, deadenylation-dependent decay; protein polyubiquitination; ubiquitin-dependent protein catabolic process. The transcript is spliced from 3 exons.